This is a messenger RNA of Sinocyclocheilus rhinocerous, 5808 nucleotides long. RefSeq names its product protein TANC1-like. Gene Ontology annotation, molecular function: protein binding. The record is from RefSeq and is a predicted model, not a curated record. The transcript has 23 exons. Bases 1 to 5064 code for a protein of 1687 amino acids. Lineage: Eukaryota; Metazoa; Chordata; Actinopteri; Cypriniformes; Cyprinidae.
AUGUGGAGAAGCACCCUGGAGAUGUUGCUGCCGUGUAUAGUGUCCAGUCAAGGCGUUAGUCCUUGCUCCACAUUGACUAGCAGUACGGCGUCUCCCAGCGCAGAGAGCCCCUGUUCCACCUUACCCGAGACCUCCUCCAACAGCAGGGCUCCUGUCAUCUGCUCCAGCACCUGCUCCACUGCCACUUCCACCAUCAUCACCACACCCAGCUCCACCCUGGAGAGCAAGGACAGCGGGAUCAUAGCAACAGUCACCAGUUCCAGCGAGAAUGAAGAGCGCUGUGGCUCUAGUCUGGAGUGGGCGAAAGAUGGAGGUGCGGGUGUAAGGGGCGAGAGCGGGCGUAGCACUCAUCCGCCCUGCACUCCCAUCACCCCAGAGGAGCCGGCGGUGUCUGGUGAAGCCCAGCUGAGGACAGGCACCACAGGAGGGGCAACACCCGUCGUGACAUCACCUGUGGAUGGACCAAUCACAUACCACAGCACUUCUUUGGUUAUGCCACGUCCAAAUUCUGUGGCAGCCACUAGCACUACUAAACUGGAGGAGUUGCGGUAUCUGGAUGAACAGAGGAACGCUCCCCAGCGCUCCUCCAUGCGUUUACAGUGGCAUGGAGCUCAUACAGGGGGCCGCAAUCAAGAAACUAAAGCUCGUCUCACGCCCUACAAGCCAGUGGACAUCAUGCUCAAACCCCUGCUGUUUGAGGUGCCCAGCGUCUCUAUGGAUGCAGUGUUUGUGGGUCGUGAUUGGCUGUUUCAGCGGCUGGAGGAGGUGCUUACGGGGGGAGGAAAGGCCGGUGAGGGUAAAGGGGCUGUCAUCAUAGGUAACGUCGGUUUCGGAAAGACAGCAGUGAUAUCACGGCUGGUGGCUCUCAGCUGUCAUGGUGGACGAAUGAGACAGAUUGCUUCCAACAGCCCUGAAGCUACACCCCAGAAUCGAGGAGCUGAUGCUCAUCAAACCAAUCAGCUGAACCCCCCCUCACAGAGUCCCCUCCACAGCAACAGCUGCCCCUCGACCCCAGACACACACCGGCACAGAGAGGGGGCAGUCAAACGCCUGGCUAACAAGGUGGUGGCCUAUCACUAUUGUCAGGCUGAUAACACAUACACAUGCCUGGUCCCAGAGUUUGUGCACAGUGUGUCCGCAUUACUGUGCAGAGCUCCUCGCCUCAAUGCUUAUCGAGAGCUCUUGCUCAGAGAGACGCACCUGCAGAGCCUGCUCAGCUUGCGCUCCUGCGUCCAGGACCCUGCCGCCGCCUUCCGUAAGGGAGUCCUGGAGCCCCUCACACUUCUACGCAAAGAGCGGAAGAUUCCAGAAGAAGAUUACAUCAUCCUAGUGGACGGUUUUAAUGAGGCAGAGUACCACAAACCAGACUAUGGAGACACCAUAGCGACUUUCAUCACCAAAAUCAUCUCCAAAUUUCCUAUUUGGCUUAAACUGAUUGUGACCAUCAGGGUCAACGUAGUGGAAGUCACCAGUCUCCUCCCCUUUCCCAUCAUCUUUCUGGAUGAUUUUCAUAACAACAAGGAUAUAACCUCUGACCUCACCUCCUACAUCCAGCACCGUAUAGACCACAGCCCUGAUAUCCUCAGCAACAUUGCCAUCAAUGGCAAAGCCGACCCAGCAAUCAUCUCUAAACUCAGUGCCCACCUGGUCGCCCGCAGCCAAGGCUCAUAUCUUUAUUUAAAAUUAACCCUCGACCUGUUUGAGAAGGGUCAGCUGGUCAUUAAAAGCUCCAGCUAUAAGGUUAUACCUGUGUCUUUGUCUGAGCUCUACCUGCUGCAGUGCAACAUGAAAUUCCCAUCGGCCUCAGCAUUUGAACGAGUAUUGCCACUGCUAAACGUGGCUCUAGCAUCUUUGCACCCUCUGACGGAUGAACAGCUCUACCGGGCCCUGAACGCCGGGUCCAUGAAAGGAGAACUGGAGUGGGAGGACUUCCAGCAGCGCAUGGACGCUCUUUCCUGCUUUCUGAUUGGCCGUCGAGACAGAACUCGCAUGUUCUGCCACCCCUCCUUUAGGGAGUGGCUUGUAUGGAGGGCGGAUGGUGACAGCACUGACUUCCUGUGCGACCCAAGAAGUGGCCACGCUCUGAUGGCCUUCUUGCUAUCACGUCAAGAGGGAAAACUCAACCGCCAGCAAACUAUGGAGCUGGGCCACCACAUUCUUAAAGCUCACAUAUUCAAGGGUCACAGUAAGAGAACUGGGGUUUCGUCAAGUAUUCUGCAACCCUUGUGGAUCAGCUACAGUACAGACAGCCUCUCUGCAGCUCUUUCCUCCCUCAGAAACCUCUACACACCCAACGUCAAGGUGUCUCGGUUGCUGAUUCUGGGAGGGGCGAGUGUGUGUUACCGUACUGAGGUGUUGAACAGUGCACCAGUACUGUGUGUGCAGUCUCACCUGGGCCACCUGGAGAUGGCUGCUUUGCUCCUGGAGUGUGGGGCACCAGUGGAUGGGCAGUCAGAGAACGGCAUGACCUCUCUCUGUUACGCCUCAGCUGCUGGACAUCUGCCACUUGUCACCUUACUUUGCAAAAAAUGGGCAAAGGUGUCCCGGUUGCUGAUUCUGGGAGGGGCGAGUGUGUGUUACCGUACUGAGGUGUUGAACAGUGCACCAGUACUGUGUGUGCAGUCUCACCUGGGCCACCUGGAGAUGGCUGCUUUGCUCCUGGAGUGUGGGGCACCAGUGGAUGGGCAGUCAGAGAACGGCAUGACCUCUCUCUGUUACGCCUCAGCUGCUGGACAUCUGCCACUUGUCACCUUACUUUGCAAAAAAUGGGCAAAGGUGGAUCAUGCUGAUAAGAGCGGUCAGUGUGCACUGGUUCACGCUGCUCUGCGGGGUCAUGCUGAGAUUGUGCAGUAUCUUCAGGAACAGGAGUGGAGUUCAGACCUCAAAAACAAGGCACUGCAGCAGGCACUGAUCGCUGCCUCCAGCAUGGGACACACACAAAUAACCUGCAAACUAGAGGGGUGUGUGUUCCUGCUGGAUCGAGGUGCCAGUGUAACACAGCCUAACCGCAGAGGGGUAGCACCCAUCUUUAAUGCAGUGCGACAUGGACACACACAGAUAGCAGAGUUGUUUCUACAGCGUGGCGCAGAUGUGAAUUGCAGUGAUAAACAUGGUCGCUCUCUACUGAUGGUGGCUGCAAGCGAGGGACACCUGGAGACUGUGGACUUCUUGCUCUCACAGGGAGCAUGUAUAACAGCAGUGGAUAAAGAAGGCCUGACCCCGCUCGGGUGGGCAUGUUUAAAAGGGCAGAAGAAAGUGGUUGAGUUUCUGGUGGAGAGGGGAGCUCAGAUUGACCUCACAGAUAAGCACGGGCGCACCCCGCUGGACCUGGCUGCUUUCUACGGAGACGCGGACAUAGUGCAUUACCUGGUUGAGUGUGGAGCGGCGAUUGAACACAUGGACUACAGCGGCAUGAGACCUCUUGACCGGGCCAUCGGUAGCAGAAACACCUCAGUUGUGGUCACUCUGCUGAAGAAAGGGGCUAAACUGGGCUACAGAACAUCUCCUUAUGAACGAUCAGGUAAUGCUGCCUGGGCCAUGGCCACCUCCAAACCCGACAUCCUCAUCAUACUUCUGCAGAGGCUCAUGGAGGAGGGAAACCUGCUUUAUAAGAAAGGGAAGAUGAAGGAAGCCGCUCAGAGGUAUCAGUAUGCACUGAGGAAGUUUCCGAGGGAAGGUUUCGGGGAAGACCUGAAGGCAUUCAGGGAGCUCCGGGUUUCCCUGUAUCUCAACCUGUCCCGCUGCCGCCGCAAAACCAAUGAUUUUGGCAUGGCUGAAGAGUUUGCCACCAAGGCUCUCGAGCUCAAGCCUAAGUCCUAUGAGGCAUUUUAUGCACGUGCUAGAGCCAAAAGGAGCAGCAGGCAGUUUGCAGCAGCGCUGGCUGAUCUUUAUGAAGCGGCACGUCUGUCCCCCAGUAACAGAGAGAUCAGACGUCUACUGGUACGUGUGGAGGAAGAGAGCCAACACCUGCAGCGACAGGGUUCCGAACACCCCACCUCUCACAGCAACCCCUCACACCACGAGGAAGACAACGAUGAGGAAGAAGAAGAAGAAGAAGAUGACGACGAUGAUGAUGACCAGGACAUUGAGAGUUUGGAGAAAAGCCCAGACAGCCUCAGCAUAAACAUGUUGCAGGCAGAUGAGGAGGAGGAGCGGCGUGAGCAAGAAUCCUCUAGGCAGGAGAAGAGGAAGGAGAGCUGGCAUCAGAGCCACACCUUGCCUGAUUCUCUAGGCCUGGCGAUAUCGGAUGCCCAGUCCGUCGUCUCCACAGCUGCCCCCGGAUGGGCCGCCCUCAGGCGUCUUCCAGCCAGACAGGCUCAAAGCAUGAAAAACCGAGAGUACAGCAGCUCGCUUCAUGCAGAGGGAAGGACGCCCCAGAGCGCCGGGUCCAGCCCCAUGCCGAGCCGCCACCGGCCCGCCUCACUCCGAGCAGGGCCCUGCAUUGACAUUGGCUGUGUUGAGAGGGGUCCGCUCGGUGGUACCAGAGAGGGCAGCACUCAGUUUGGUCAUGCAGAGAAGGCCGAAGGCAGCGUCGAACCAAGGGGGGAAUUCUGCAGGAGCAGCAGUGUGAGAGUGUCAAGCUCCUCCAGCGGGAACCUGGCGGAUUCCAGCCGAGUGCGCAAUUCCGUGGCGAGUGCCGACAGCAGCACGAGGCAAUCUGAGCAUAAGCCACGCCCAUUUAUGGGAGUCAUUGACAAGACUGUACGUUUCCAGCAGCAGCAAGGUCAUCAUGGCAAUCUGGUGUCUGGUUACGGCUGGCAAGGACUUGUGCCAGAAGGGCUUGUAGGGCACAAUGUUGGCGUUGUCAUGAACACGCACUCGCAGGGACUGACCAGUGACCUCCAAUACGCUAAAACGAGCGCUUAUCAGGAGCCCAUCCAUAACAGCACACAUACUCCUGACUUUCACCCAGACAAAUUUCAUCCUGGACCUGGAUACAAGGACAGUAACCCCAUCCAGCAGCACUACGACACCAAGCACAAGCAGGCCAGCCUGGCCCGGGACAACCCCAUCCUGAUCAGCUCCAUCAAACCUAAACGCUCCUUUAUUGAGUCCAACGUGUAGCUACCAACUCAUACUUUACAUUAAGCACAAAUUAUUUACAGUCUUACGAUUUAAAUAUAGGAGCCUCGGUUUUCAUCAACAAAACCCAAUGUCAUUUGAGUCGGUUUUGAAGACUAAAUUCAAAGCAUUUUGUGUGAGUGCUCCAGGAAAGCGCACACGAUUAAAAGAUUGCCUUGCAUUUUUAUUUAAGCACAUUUUAAAUGCGCUGCAUCUGCACAUUAAGAGAGAGCAGAGAUAUGAUAAUACAUUAUUAAUAAAUCAUCUGUAAGAUAUCUGACCAGACUUUAGACUUCAGUAAGGACAUAGGACGUCUACCAAGAUGAAACACUGUCUCUUACAGUAGGAUUGUGGACCGGUCCUGUGUGUUUUCAAAAGGAUUUCCUGAUCGAAUGGUGGUGAGUCUGUGUGUGUGUGUGUGUGUGUGUGUGUGUGUGUUUGAGGAGAAGCGUGUUGUAUUUCUUCAUGAACUACUCACUGUUUGGACUAAUUUAUUUAUGGCUUAGUUGUCUAAUUAAAACAAUAUUAUAUUUUAUAUAUUAGUUAUUUUUGCACAGCUAUAUAUUAUGAAAUACCACUAUGAUUGUGAGAUUGACCUGAACUGUAUAAAGGAGACCAGGUUUACAUGCAUGUUAUGGUGAACCAUAUUCAGGUGUCUAUGAGGACAAAGAGGUUAUUUCGUAUGUACAUUAUUUGCAAUUAAUUUCAUGUAUUGUAUUUGAAUAUUUCAGCAACAUAUACAAUAAA